CUAAGACACUAAGACAGUCAAACGCCGUCACACCCGCCGGACACCUCCRAACCAACGACAUCUCAACGGACUUCGAUUGUUUUCAUUAUAACGACAACGAUAUCAGCUGCAAUACACACUUACGAUCAUGGAAAUGAAUUUUGGAACACUGUUGGACUUGGACCGCGGUCAACACGACGACUUGGAGCCCACCUCCAUCGCCACCGCGUCGUCGGUCACCGUGAUCGUGUCGAGCAGCAACAACAACAGCAGCAACAGCAGCAGUAGCGGCAGCUGUCGCAGUACUCCGUCAAGCUUUCCGCCGGUCACCGACUACCACCAUCAGCACCGCCGCUUGCAGCACGUUCAGCCCGUCGUCGGCCACCUACACGACCACGACGACCGCCUUGACGGCGUGGACAUGCACGCGACCCAAUUAUCCUCGUCGGCCGUCAACGGAUACGACACCAUGAUGAUCGCUGGUUACAACAACUAUUGCAGCAGCAGCGCCUCCGUGUACGACCCGUACAACAACGGUUACACGCAGACGUUCGCCUCGCUGCCGCCGUACGACGACAUUCGAAACUCUGCUCCACUGUUGCCUCUUCUGCACUCACAGCAGCACAUGCCACAACAACACAAUCCAGUGUUACACGGCAACGAUGAGAUGCAGACCGCCGCCGCGGUAAACGUGCAGCGCAAAAGGGAGAAGCAAAAGCGUCAGCGGACCGCUUACUCGAGCGAGCAGCUGAUGCACCUCGAAGAGUCGUUUACGGCCAACCAGUACUUGAACAGGGCCAGGCGCAUUGAUCUGGCUCGGACGCUGCGACUCACGGAAAGACAGAUCAAGAUUUGGUUUCAAAACAGGCGCAUGAAAGAGAAGAAGUCCAAGAGGGAUUCCGGCCAAGUAGAAUCUACUAGCGGUGGAGUGACGACCAUGACGCCGGCGGCCUUGGCUGCAAUCAGCGGUCCGCCGCCCGCGCCUGUGGUGCCGGUAACCGUGGCCAACUGCGGUUACGGCGCCGGUCAUUACUCGGACAACGGCUGCUCGCCGCCGAUCGCAAACAUGGCGAUGAAGUACAGUCCGUCGAGCACGUACUCGACACCGUCGCCGCCCAUCAUCCAGGCCCGUCGUCAUCAGCUCGCCGAACAUCAGCGCCCGGGACCGUCCACCACGAUGCACCACUAUUCGUCGUACGGGCCCAACAUGUACAACGGAAACUCUUGCGCGAUGCCGCCGCACCCGCCCACGUACGAGGAAACCGUCAACGGGCAGCAUCAGUCUGUGCCAAUGCCGCCGCAAGUACACUUGCACUGGUAUCCGACCUCGGUUAUAGCGUCGCACGACUCGGCCACUGACGGGUUGCAGUAACUCGAAGUCUUGAUGAUGACGGGUGAUAGUGAAGAGUACAGGGAGGAGCGGGCCCGCCUCGUGCUUCCGAUGCGAUCUUAAUCCGGGAUCGAAUCGGAAGUUCGACGGGUCUUACGAAUCCGGGGGGUUUUUUUUUCUAAACUUUUUAUUAUUUUCAUUUCUUUUGUUUUCAUUUUAUUAUCUUAAUUAUCAGUAUUGGCCGUCUGGACGACGAGACACGCUCGUGGUUUUUAAAUAUUAUGUCAUUACUUGGGAAAUGACUAUUUUAUUUUUUCAUCAUUAUUAUUAGUUACUA
Diuraphis noxia (Russian wheat aphid) is the source of this 1646-nucleotide messenger RNA. RefSeq lists its product as uncharacterized. Gene Ontology annotation, molecular function: RNA polymerase II cis-regulatory region sequence-specific DNA binding; DNA-binding transcription factor activity, RNA polymerase II-specific. Gene Ontology annotation, cellular component: nucleus. Gene Ontology annotation, biological process: regulation of transcription by RNA polymerase II. Lineage: Eukaryota; Metazoa; Arthropoda; Insecta; Hemiptera; Aphididae. The record is from RefSeq and is a predicted model, not a curated record.